Molecule: messenger RNA, 3749 nt
Organism: Lytechinus pictus (painted urchin)
Lineage: Eukaryota; Metazoa; Echinodermata; Echinoidea; Temnopleuroida; Toxopneustidae
Product: mucin-22-like
Exons: 11
Coding region: 333-3275 (980 amino acids)
Molecular function (GO): calcium ion binding
Source: RefSeq, a predicted model, not a curated record
AUACACUUCGAGAGGCAAAGCGAUAUCGUUCUGGGUGUGCUUUUCUUUCUAAUAUUUGCGUUCUGGUAAUCCGUCAUAUUUUUUCUCUGUCAUAUUGAAUACUCGUUUUUAAUAGUCCGAAACCAGAUCGCAAAUUAAAGGGUGUGUAAUAACAUACCUUUCCAAUUACGCUUUUCGAGAAGAGCUGUAUUAUUUUUGUUUGUUACGUAAGGCAGAGAAAAAUAGUAAAACUGUUACUGCGAGUCUUCAUGAUUAGUUAUUUUAUUACCAUUUCACUGUGUUUCAGGUUUAUAUCUGUGCUCGCGUGAGGUUCAAAAUAUAGCUCAUUGAAUAUGACACAUCUCGGGUGGAGAAAACGUGCAGCUAUCAUGGUCCUUGGAAUCAUUAUCUUACAUCGGCCAUCUGGAGUCUAUUCAGUGUGCCAGAAACCUUCAGAAGACCAGUAUGCGUCUACUAACUUUAUUCCCGAUUAUACCGAGUAUGAGGAGUUCACAACCAUAGAAAUGACGUGUGAACCCGGUUCAUCGGGAGCUGGAUCACCUACUAGUUUGUGUAUGAACGGAGCCUGGGAGCCAUCUCCACUCAUCUGUUACAGUAACUGCGAGCGACCAGGAGUAUAUCAUGACGUCACAUACGACCCAGAUCAGGAUAGUUAUGAACACGGCUCCGGUGUGACGUAUGAGUGUGUCGAUGGAACUAAUGACUUGCUUGGUCCAAAUCAGGCAUUUUGUGAAAAUGGCGUCUGGAAUCCACCACCAACCUCAGCUAACCCGUCUUGUUCUGGAAUUCGGACAGUACCACCAACAACCAGCCGACAGACAAUAGCUACAACUUCGCGAUCAGCAACCAGUAAUCCUUUAUCAGCUGUCGCAACAUCCCAUGAUGGCACCACAUAUGUUACUACAACUGCUAUUGCAGAAACGGAACCAGUAUCAGGAAGGUCAAGCUCUACCGAAAAUCCAACAACAGCAGAAUCUCUAACACCAACAGAUGUGGCCCCCAUUUCGGAUUUGUUAACAUCCAUACUGUUAUUAACAACCUAUGUUAGUGAGAUUAAAACGACAACUGAACCGAUGACUGCCAUUUCCGGACAGACCACGGAAGAUACCCCUGGCUCACCUACCUUGGAAUUAACUGAAGGCAGCACUGUUUUUACACAUGAAACUGACAGCACAAUUGUUUCAGAAUCUACAUCGCUGAUGACGACGGUCAGUGCAUUUUCUGCAACAACAGAUCGUUCUGAACGCAGUACUACAAAUGAUUUCCUGGAUCGAACUGACAGCAGCAGUACAGUUGUCGGUGUGACAGCUAGUAGUGCAGUCAUCAUUACAAAUCCAAUAAAAGUUACAACUGCUUCCGUGCUUACUGAACAAACCGGCAGGAGUACUGUAACUGAUGCUCUAAAUGAACCAACUGAGGAUAACAUUGUUUCAUCAGCUACUCUCCAAACCGAAGGCAUCACGCUAAUUGGUGCUACUGAUUUAACUACUGACAUCACAGGUGAAGCGACAAUCUCGACUGAAGGCAUCCAAACAACAGGAUAUACUUCAGGUACACAGACUGAUGGUACUCUAACACAAGGAACAGAUCAACAAAGUGGACAAACAUUUGCACCAACCGUGGAUAUCUUACCGACAGAGACUAUUUCAACAUCCGCCUCAGCAAAUCUCGAUGAAACCCAUAUUCCAACCACGGGAACGUUGGGAUCCGAGCAAACAAAAACCGAACAACAUAUCACCGUGUCGACAGGAACUCUUGUCACAUCCAGCACACUUUCAGAUUGGACUAGCCAGGCUACGAAUGCAUACAAAAUAACUUCUGGAGGCCAUACAGAUGGUUCCACAAUAUCUACAGAAGAACUAUCAACAAAUACUAUUUCGAGUUCAGAGACUAGCGUGACAACAAUGCAAGCAAUGACUUCUGAAUUAGGCACAUCAAUAUCAUCGGAUCCAUUGAGCACAUCCUCAUCUGCAGGAACAUUCACACCAAUGUUAACAGAGGAUAUCAUGACCACGGAUCAACCGGAAGGUACAAAAGCACCGAUAGAAGAAAUAUCCACAGCAAUGAUAAAAACCGUGUCUAUGGGUAUUUCUGAUGAAGUUAGCCAGGAACCAAACGAGGGACUGACAACUGUGACAGACGUGACAGAAGAUGCUACUACAAGAGACCUCACAAUCAUUACAACCAAUGCCGUAACGGAACCAAGCAAAACGUCCACAGGCCAAAUGCCUACUGAGGCAAAAGUGACUCCAAUGAAAACUACUUCUCCUGUGGAAGAUCCUUGCAAUGGUCAGUGUGAAGUAGAUAGAGAGAUUUGUGUAGAUACAACAUGUAUAUGCCGAGAAGGUUCCGAAAGACCGUAUGGAGAAUCGACUUGUGAACCUACAACAUACUACACUAUAAGUAUGACCAUACUAGAGAUUGAUGGUGAUACUGCUAUUUUUACAAGCGAACUUCAAUCGACUGGGAGUGAUGCUUUCAAUACAUUGCAGUUGACUGUUUGCACGGCGGUAACGGCAUUACUGGAUGAUAUUGUUAGUGGGUUUAAAUCCUGUUCGGCUAUUAGCUUUAGUGCAGGGAGCAUCAUAGCUGAUAUCAGACUGGGAUUCACUAAUACAACAGGAGUAGAGAUGCAGAGUAUUCUCGAUGCUGUAAUGACGGCUGAUCUCUUUCAAGUUACCAAUUCUAAUUUCACAAUUAAUCCAAACGAAACGUCUGUCACACCCACUGAUGAAUGUAAACUUGGCUUAGACGACUGCUCCCAUCACGCUGAUUGUAAAGAUCUAGCUGAGAAAUCAUUUACGUGUCAAUGCUGGGAUGGUUACGCUGAUAAUUCACCCGAGGGUUAUGACGGUAGAAACUGUGCAGCAUAUAAUUGGAAGUUGAUAACCAUUGUCGUUGGAUCAUGUACGGGGGCGUUACUCCUAGCGGCUUGCGUGAUCCUGGUUUGCGGAAGCAACAUAGUCGAUAGAUGUAGUCGAAGGCCAACAAACGUAACCAGUGGAAGGAGACCCGGCCCGAAGCAGGACGUAGGCGUCACAACUGACGAGGGAGUCGAGGGACAGGAUAUUAUACCAUGGCAUCAUCGUGAGAAAGACGAGGAAAUCUUUUAUGCUCAUCCUGUGGUCGAUGGUCAGGAGGCUCGAAGGCUGAACAGUGCUCGUAAUAUCAGAGGGAAGGAAUCGUACAUCAACGACAUCGAGUCGUACGAUCUCAAUGACUAUAGAUCAUCUACUUAUGAUCACGAUGACAGAUAUGUUCCUUUAGCUAAGUAAUGUUAUCAAUAAUCAUUUGACGAUAUCCUCCGAUAUCAGGCCUCGCUGUAUGUCUCCUUUGAACUCAAAUGGCCCGCCCCUCGAUAACAAGACAGGCAUAGACCAUUUAGACAGUGGCUCUUGGUUUAAGCGGGUGAAAAUCAAUUAGAUUGUCAAUUCUGAUUUGCUAACAAUGAACAUUUUAUUUAAAAAACCUGACAAAUAUGAGAUUUCAACCUGAGCUGAUGGUUCAAAAAGAUAUUUAGAAUCUUGUGCCGCACUUACAAAAGAGUUGUCAUGCCUUGCGUUUUAGUCCUGCGUACCAACAGCAUAAACAGUUUUUGGAAACAGCGCCCUCUUCUGAGUCCUGGAGCUGGUGGUUCGUUUUGACUAUUAGGUUCUAUGAGCCUAAUUACAACAGGAGGGCUACAUAUAUUCGUUCGACCCAACCCCAUUUAAUUUUUUUUCAAUUUGAUAUUGCUGAUCUGAUUGACC